Liolophura sinensis is the source of this 1868-nucleotide messenger RNA. Its product is annotated as ryncolin-4-like. The transcript is spliced from 7 exons. NCBI's taxonomy places the organism in Eukaryota, Metazoa, Mollusca, Polyplacophora, Chitonida, Chitonidae. The coding region runs from base 49 to 1200 and encodes 383 amino acids. The record is from RefSeq and is a predicted model, not a curated record.
UUUCAUCCAAUAUGUACCAAAUCAACGGAUCAACUCAGGUUGUGCUUGAUGAGUUACCUGUUCAUCAUUGUAGAGCCCCAUAUGUUUGAUGGUUGUAUCUAUCCAUCAGACUGUGCAGAUGUUCACAAUUGUGACCACACCAAGAGCGGAGUUUACCGAGUGUUUCCGUUUGGAUUCGGAUCAGGCUUCUUGGUGUAUUGCGAUAUGGUAACCAAUGGAGGUGGCUGGCUGGUGUUUCAGAGACGACAAGACGGAUCCGUGGACUUCACACGAAUGUGGCAGGGAUAUAAGGAUGGUUUCGGAAAUCUUUGCCAGGAGUUUUGGUUGGGACUAGAGAAAUUAUAUUUGUUGACAUCACAGCGUGAGUAUGAAUUGAUGAUCAACAUUGCAAAUUAUAGCGGAAACAGCUUCUAUGCUGCUUACAACAGAUUUCGGAUUUCGGGAGAGAGGCAAAAAUUCCGGCUGACAUUGGGAAGCUAUUCAGGGACAGCAGUUAACUGUUCAUCAUUUGUAGAGCCCCAUAUGUUUGAUGGUUGUAUCUAUCCAUCAGACUGUGCAGAUGUUUACAACUGUGACCACACCAAGAGCGGAGUUUACCGAGUGUUUCCGUUUGGAGUCGGAUCAGGCUUCCUGGUGUAUUGUGAUAUGGUAACCAAUGGGGGUGGCUGGCUGGUGUUUCAGAGACGACAAGACGGAUCCGGGGACUUCACACGAAUGUGGCAGAGAUUUAAGGAUGGUUUCGGAAACAUUUACCAGGAGUUUUGGUUGGGACUGGAGAAAUUACAUUUGUUAACAUCACAGCGUCACUAUGAGUUGAUGAUCAACAUCGCAAACUAUAGCGGGCACAGCUUCCACGCUACUUACAGCAGAUUUCGUGUAUCGGGAGAGAGGCAAAAAUUCAGGCUGAUGUUGGGAAGCUAUUCAGGAACAGCAGUAGAUGCAAUGACCCACCACAAUGGAUACCAGUUUAGCACUCCGGAUAGUGACAACGACGCAUCGGAAACUCGACACUGCGCCGACAUAUACAAAACUGGCUGGUGGUACAGAGAUUGUCAUUAUUGUAACCUGAACGGAGAGUAUGUUCAAGCUGGCGGGAAACCAAGGUUAACAUACUCCGGAAUAGCAGGAUACACCUGGUUAAAACAAUACGGACAUUUACAGUUUGCAGAGAUGAAGAUCCGACCUGUCUGGAACUCGUAGAUAGAUUUAGGACAGAUCUGUUCAAGGGUGCAUGAAAAAGAACUCAAGAACCAACAUUAUGUUUUCACAUGAAAUGAAGAAGACUUUACCGAACAAGAGAAAAAAUUGGUGACUUGGGUGUAUUUUAUAUAUCUUAAUAAGCCAGUCUAUUUGGUGCAUUUUUCCCUCAACGGUCGGACAUACCGUUAACAUGGGACUAGCUUAGUCCAGUUCGGGCUAUGCCCCCCUCCCCCCACAAGAAAGCUGUUUUUACAAAUAUUACUGGUGACGUUACCACAGCAGCCUACAUCCUUUCCAGGCUAACUGCUAAGGCCUUAGGAAAACCAUAGCUGAAAGCCAUUUUCACAUCGCAAGAAAAAAACCGAGAAAUUUUGUGUAUUUUUAUAUGUUAGGACCCAUCCUAAACUGUAUAUUAAGAAAUAAAUCCGAACAGUUGCGUGUACAUUCAAAUAAAUAAUAUCUUAAUAUUGAACAGAAAUGCUGUUGUUUGAAUGUAUUCUGUUAUCAUAACUUAGUACUGUGUCAUAUCCGUGCUCUCCGUCCACCAAUAUUGUUUUCAGAGCCAUCACCGUUGACGCUACCCCAACAGAUUACGUAAUUUUGAGGCUGACUGCUGAGGCCUUAAGGAAGAUUUAUUUGUAAUUUUAUAUAUUAGGCAUCAUCCUAAA